Molecule: messenger RNA, 5180 nt
Organism: Cyprinodon tularosa
Lineage: Eukaryota; Metazoa; Chordata; Actinopteri; Cyprinodontiformes; Cyprinodontidae
Gene: dctn1b
Product: dynactin 1b
Exons: 31
Coding region: 414-4247 (1277 amino acids)
Biological process (GO): nuclear migration; establishment of mitotic spindle orientation
Cellular component (GO): microtubule associated complex; kinetochore; spindle pole
Source: RefSeq, a predicted model, not a curated record
GCAGUGCAGCCACUCAGCUGAUGCACUCAUAGCUGAACCAAGCCCGGCUGUUUUUAUGUUUUUCUUUUGUCGUUAAAUCCAUUCUUUAAAAGGAGGUGGUUGGAUCGGUUCCCUCUGCUGCCAAGGAAACUUCCUGCUCAAACCAUAAGCUCCUGCUGACUGUCUUUUGUUUUUUUUUUAAGAGGAAAGAAGCAACGGGGGGAGAUUUGGGAGACUUGAGUUGUGCUGUGGGGAUGUGAGAAGAGAGAGAGAAAAAGAGAGAGAUGCUCCACCAGCAUCUCUGAAUCCCCCUCCUCUCCCUUCUACUUGUACCCCCCUAAUACCUUCUGUCUAGCCGAUGCUCUCCUUAUUUCAAUAACACGCUCCUUCAGUUGACAAAGGCGUUUUUUGGGGACUCUCUGCAGCCAGGAAUCAUGUCACAGACUAGAAGAAGCACAUAUAGCCGGACCACCAGCAGUGGCAGCAGCAGGAUGAGCUCUGAUGGAGGAGGGAGGCCCGCUAAAGUGGGCUCCCUGGUGGAGGUUAUCGGCAAGGGGCAGCGGGGCACGGUGGCCUACAUCGGAACCACGCUGUUCGCCUCCGGAAAGUGGGUGGGCGUCAUCCUGGAUGAACCCAAGGGCAAGAAUGACGGAACGGUGCAGGGCAAGCGGUACUUUACUUGUGAGGAGAACCACGGCAUCUUUGUCAGACAAUCACAGAUCCAGCUGGUGGACGAUGGAGCGGACACAUCUCCAGAGACACCUGAGCCAACCGUUGGCAAGGUCCCCAAACGAGAGAUCGUGGAGAUGUCCAAGUCUGCCAAACUGCGAGGACUGAAGCCCAGAAAGGUGCUGCAUGUUUCCCUAAACUCGACCCCUACAACCCGGAAGAUCACGGCCAGAAGGCCCAAGCAACCCAGCCGGCCUGCAGGUGGCGGUGGGAAGGGGGCCGCAUCCGGCUCAGCAUCGGCGUCCGCUGGCGAGAUGAGCAGCAGCGAGCCCAGCACGCCGGCUCAGACGCCUCUGGCAGCUCCGGUCAUCCCUACCCUCCACUCACCAGGGAACCCGCCGCCUCCCGUUCCCAGCAAGGAGGAGGAGGCCCUGCGUGCUCAGGUGAAGGAUCUGGACGAGAAGCUUGAGACGCUGAAGAUGAAACGAACAGAGGACAAAGCCAAACUAAAGGAGCUGGAGAAGCACAAGAUCCAGCUGGAGCAGCUGCAGGAGUGGAAGACCAAGAUGCAGGAGCAGCAGGCAGAGCUGCAGAAGCAGCUCAAGGAGGCAAAAAGGGAGGCUAAAGAAGCCAUGGAGGCAAAGGAGCGGUACAUGGAGGAGAUGUCGGACACGGCCGACGCCAUCGAGAUGGCGACUCUGGAUAAGGAGAUGGCAGAGGAGCGAGCCGAGUCCUUGCAGCUGGAGGUCGACUCCCUGAAGGAGAGAGUGGAGGAGCUCACCAUGGACCUGGAGAUCCUCAAGCAUGAGAUUGAAGAAAAAGGUUCAGACGGCGCUGCCUCCAGUUAUCAUGUGAAACAGCUGGAAGAGCAGAACGGCCGGCUAAAGGAAGCUUUGGUCCGGAUGCGAGACCUGUCUGCAUCAGAGAAGCAGGAACAUGUAAAGCUGCAGAAGCAGAUGGAGAAAAAAAACAUGGAGCUUGAUUCUCUGAGGGGGCAGAAGGAAAAACUGCAGGAAGAGAUGACAGCAGCAGAGAAGACUAUUGAUGAGCUGAAGGAACAGGUGGAUGCAGCUUUGGGGGCGGAGGAGAUGGUGGAGACUCUGACAGAGAGAAACCUGGAUCUGGAGGAGAAAGUCCGAGAGCUGAGAGAGACGGUCACAGACCUGGAAGCUAUAAAUGAGAUGAACGAUGAGCUGCAGGAGAACGCUAGAGAAACAGAGCUGGAGCUCAGAGAGAUGCUGGACCUGGGCGCAGCCAGAGUCCGUGAGGCUGAGAAACGAGUCGAGGCGGCGCAGGAGACUGUGGCAGAUUACCAGCAGACCAUCAAGAAGUACAGAGAGCUGACAGCUCACCUGCAGGAGGUGAACAGAGAGCUAACCAGCCAACAGGAGGCCUCAGCAGAGCUUCAGCAGCAGCCGCCAGCAGAAAUGUUUGAUUUCAAGAUUAAGUUUGCAGAAACAAAAGCUUAUGCCAAGGCCAUUGAGAUGGAGCUGAGGAAGAUGGAGGUGGCUCAGGCCAACAGGCACGUGUCUCUUCUGACUUCCUUUAUGCCUGAAUCCUUCCUUCGUCAUGGUGGAGACCAUGACUGCAUCCUGGUCCUGCUGCUCAUCCCAAGACUCAUCCACAAGGCUGAGCUGAUAAGCAAACAGGCGCAGGAGAAGUUUGACCUGAAUGAAAACUGUGUGGAGCGGGUCGGCCUGAAGGGAGCCGUCGGUGAGCAGCUGAGCUUCGCCGGCGGCCUCGUCUACUCCCUCAGUCUGCUGCAAGCUACUCUCCACAAAUAUGAACAAGCUUUGUCUCAGUGCAGUGUAGAUGUCUACAAGAAGGUGGGCUCUCUAUACCCGGAGAUGAGCGUUCAUGAACGAUCUCUGGAUUCCCUCAUCGACCUUCUGCACAAAGACCAGCUGGACGAGACGGUCAAUGUGGAACCACUCACCAAGGCCAUCAAAUACUAUCAGCAUCUGUACAGCAUCCAUCUGGCAGAUCAGAAUGAGGAGUGCACUAUGCAGCUGGCUGAUCACAUCAGAUUUACCCAGAGUGCCUUGGACUGCAUGGCGGUAGAGGUUGGUCGGCUGCGGGCGUUCCUGCAUGCAGGUCAGGAGAAGGCCGACCUCGCCGUGCUGCUGAAGGACUUGGAGACAUCCUGCAGCGACAUCAGGCAGUUCUGUAAGAAGAUUCGCCGCAGAAUGCCCGGAACAGAUGCACCCGGUAUCCCUGCCGCGCUUAACUUUGGACAACAGGUGUCCGACACACUCUCCGACUGCAGGAAACACCUGACAUGGGUUGUGGCAGUGCUGCAAGAAGUAGCUGCCGCUGGAGCUCAGAUGAUUACUCCUCUUAGCGAACAGGAUGGCCUGGCGGCAGUUAAACUGGAGGAUGUGGCGUUCAAGGCUGCAGAACAGAUCUAUGGAUCUCAGGGUGCUAAUCCCUACGAGUGUCUGCGACAAUCCUGUAGCAUUGUCAUAGCAACCAUGAAUAAAAUGGCUACUGCCAUGCAGGAGGGAGAAUAUGACUCAGACAAGCCCCAAAGCAAGAACCCCCCACCCGUGGAUGUACGUGCUGGAGCACUUCGAGCAGAAAUCACAGAUGCAGAAGGUCUGGGCUUGAAGCUGGAGGACAGAGAGACGGUUAUUAAAGAGCUAAAGAAGUCUCUAAAGAUCAAGGGAGAAGAGCUGAGUGAGGCAAACAUCCGUCUCAGCCUGCUGGAAAAGAAGCUGGACAGCUCGUCCAAAGACGCAGACGAACGCGUGGAGAAGAUCCAGACUCGCCUGGACGAGGCGCAGACACUGCUGAAGAAGAAGGAGAAGGAGUUUGAGGAGACCAUGGAUGCUCUGCAGGCGGACAUCGACCAGCUCGAGUCCGAGAAGAUGGAACUGAAGCAGCGAAUCAGCAGUCAGUCAAAGAUGAGCUCUGACGGACUGAGGGGGAGCGGCCCGUCUGGAAUCGCUUCGAUUGUCUCAGGAAUAUCUGGAGAAGAACAAAAAGCCAACAUGAUGGCAGGAGUCGGCUCCGGUUCCGGCGCUCAGGUGAUCGACUCUCCUCUGUUGACGAAGCAAAUUGAAGCUCAGAGGCUCUGCAUCAAACACCUGAAGAACGAGAACAACAGGCUGAAGGCUGAGAAGAUGCGUACUCAGCUCGCCUCUCUGCCGUCGCUCAACGUGACCAAACUUCCUUCCAAGGAAGGACGACCUGAAGUGCUCUCUAGUGCCCUCUACCGCAAGACCGACCAGCUCCUGGAGACCUUGCUCCAGAUGAGUGCAAAUGUCAAGGUGGUGGAUAUCACUGGGAAGUCGCCAGUGACCCCUAGUGCUCAGCUCCUGGAACAGACAGCGCGUCUUCAGUCCCUGAGAGAGACUCUGGACAAACUGAAGGGUGAGGUAGCAGAGCAUGUCGUCAACCUGCAGCCUGGAGCUAGAGUCUCAUCAGACUUUGCAACGUUCCCUUCAACCUCCUUUGUUAAGGCAACCGAAGAGAAACACUCGGACACAGUGUUGGUCGGUCGAGUUAUGGUGCCGUGUCCUCGGGGUCAGGAGCGGGUCCACCGUCUGGUUCUGUCCCAAUCCCAGCUGCAGAGAGUCCACAGUCUCCUGCAGACCUAGAUGUUGCUUUUUGUGGCACCAUAAAUGGCUAAACAAGUAAAAUCAAGAGGGAUUUAAAGCAUCAAAUGGAAGAUAUGCUAGCAGCUCUGUAGUUAAGAUCUCAGCACACCUGCAGUUUAUUUCUGUAAAGACAUCAGGCUUCCGUUUCACGAUGCAUGUUUACUGAACCUCUGUUUCAGUCACCGUAGUAACAGUCUCCCCAGAGAUAACCUGGUUGGGAGCAGGUUUUUUUUCCAGUAAAUUUAGAGUGUCCUCAGUCUCUGCUCUCCUUAAAACCAAUCGCAUUGUUUAUUUCCAAGUUUAAUCAGAUUUUUUUGGGAUUUUUGUGCAUAAAGAAAGUAACUCACUACAGUAGGUCCGUUAGACACAUUAGGUUUUAAAAACAAACAUUGCAUAUUCGUUUGAUGAGAAUCUUAUUAAAGAAUAAUUAGCAUCUUUUUACAGUGAAUGAAUAUUUAUGGGGAGAGGAUUCUACAGCUCAGUUGACACAAAAUGAGAUUUAUUUAUUUUUAUUUAUUUUACAGUACAUGAAGAACUACUGAAAUAAUUUUCAGGUUACACAUAAAUGGAUAAUUCAGUGGGGUGAAAAGGAAUUAAGGGUUAGGAUUAGGAUUCACUUGAUGAUAACAACCCAAUGAGCCUACUGGCACAAUCAGAAGCCAUUCUAUGGAACUGAUAGCCGCUAAUUACGACCAUUUAUUGGGAUGAUAACAUCCGAAGCAGCUGACACAGACACUUGCUGUGUAAUGUAAAACAGAAUCAAACUUAAGAACCCCAUGCUGUCCAGAUGAUUUCACCUAAAUAGAUACAUUGAUCUACUACCAUUCAAGAAAUAAACCUGUAAUAUUGUCGCAGUUACAGCAGACUGUGGUAAGCCGUUCUGAUAUAUAUUAGUUUUACUGAAUAUGCAUUCCUAAUAUCUGAAAAAAAAAA